AUGCAGAAACCAUUUGCCCUUUGUGUCCUAGUGACCACCUACCUGUGCCUGGUGGCUGGGGACGUGGUGUCCAACUUUUACGACAUCCCUGAAUGCUACGAGUCUUUCCACAAGGGAAGGAUUCCUGACCUGGGAAAGGACAGGGCCGAGGUGGUUCACCUCUGCCAUCGUUUCAACAACCAGUACCACUUUGCCACGCUGUACGACACAUAUCACCGUAUAGCGGUCUACUCGGCCUACAUCUUUGAGCCCAGCAAUGGAGGAGGCAGGGAGAAACGCUGGUUCAUUGAGCCCCAGCUGGUGGAUCCCUCAUGGAGUGGGGAAAUGAAAGACGGCUACUGGCUUGGGCAGGACAACCCUGGUAUUUACCUGGGUGAGAGGCAGGCUCUGAAUGAAGACUACACACACUCUGGGUUUGACCGAGGACACCUCAACCCCAACGGUCAUCAUGCUGUUCCAGGACGCAACGCCACAUUCACCCUUACAAAUGUAAUUCCCCAAAAUCCUACUCUCAACCAGAAUGCCUGGCGAAUCCAUGAGUCCAAGCUCACGGAGGAGUUUCAGCGUUGCUGGCAGGCCCAUGUCCUGGUGGGCGCCAUCCCUUCCGAAAACAACUGGAUUAUCAAGAACAACGUCAAGCGUGUCAACAUCCCAGAGUAUAUCUGGAACGCCUACUGCUGCAUGGACCACAAUGGCAGGCCUCUCUUCAGCGGCGGUGCGACGGCCCUUAACACUGAGCAGAACAUUGUGGUGGAACGUACAUUGGAUGAGAUGGUUGACUUCCUCCAGCAGUAUUCCAACACACCUGUGGGGGAGCUGUUCCGCGGACAGUGUCUGGUAUAG
This is a messenger RNA of Alosa alosa (allis shad), 843 nucleotides long. RefSeq names its product endonuclease domain-containing 1 protein-like. The coding region runs from base 1 to 843 and encodes 280 amino acids. Gene Ontology annotation, molecular function: metal ion binding; nucleic acid binding; hydrolase activity. The transcript has 3 exons. The record is from RefSeq and is a predicted model, not a curated record. NCBI's taxonomy places the organism in Eukaryota, Metazoa, Chordata, Actinopteri, Clupeiformes, Clupeidae.